Molecule: messenger RNA, 1885 nt
Organism: Schistocerca americana (American grasshopper)
Lineage: Eukaryota; Metazoa; Arthropoda; Insecta; Orthoptera; Acrididae
Product: esterase FE4-like
Exons: 9
Coding region: 55-1677 (540 amino acids)
Source: RefSeq, a predicted model, not a curated record
CCUUACGUUAGUCAGUAGUUCUCCAGGCAACAGACUGGAACAGCAUUCACGAGGAUGACGUCCACAGAGAGUGGGUACGCCACUGUGUGUGUGGCGGAGGGUGCUUUACGAGGCCGCGUAAGCUCCACAGCGACCGGCUGCAAGUACUACAGCUUCCAGGGCGUGCCGUACGCUCGGCCGCCAGUGGGACAGCUGCGGUUCAAGCCGCCGCAGCCUCCUGAGCCAUGGACAGGCACCAGGGACGCUACCAAGGAGGGCAACGUGGCACCGCAGCUGAACUCUUUCACAGGGCAGUACGUGGGCGACGAGGACUGCCUCUUCCUUAACGUCUACACAACAAAGCUUCCAGAAAAUGUGGAAGGCGAGCGUAUGCCGGUGAUGGUGUGGAUCCACGGAGGCAGCUUCACUUCCGGCUCCGGCAACGCAGACCGUUUUGGGCCGGAUCACCUGCUGCCGCACGGCGUGGUGGUCGUCACCUUCAACUACCGCCUGGGCGUCCUGGGCUUCCUCAGCACGCAGGACUCUGUGCUGCCCGGCAACCUCGGCCUCAAGGACCAGGUGGCGGCGCUGCGCUGGGUGCGCCGCAACAUCGCCGCGUUCGCCGGCGAUCCCGACAACGUCACCAUCUUUGGCGAAAGCGCCGGCGGUGCCUGUUGCCAUUUGCACCUCUUCUCUCCAAUGACAAGAGGGCUGUUUCACCGGGCCAUCCUCCAGAGCGGAGCCUUCACGCCGCUAAGUCUGGUCAUCCCUUCCAGGGAAAGGAGCUUCCGGCUGGCCAGGCAUUUGGAACUGCCGGCUAACAGCUCGCAGCAGCUCCUCGAUUCGUUGAUGAAGGUGCCCGCCAGGACGCUGGUGGAAAACAUUCUCGAGGCUCGCUCACACGAGGAAAAACUGCGGCUGGACAUGAGCCCAUUCCGUCCGGUUCUGGAACCUACCGACGCAGAAGGCGGGGCCUUCAUCAGCGAAGAGUUCGAAGAUGUGUUGGCUAAGGGCCAACACAGCUUGGUACCGGUCAUCAUGGGAGUAAAUUCGAUGGAGGGCUUGUAUCAAAUAGCCGACCUUCGUCGCAGUAAAGAGGCCUUGGAUGCUUUUAACGAGGACUUAGAAAUCGUACUCCCCACUAACGCUAAAAUCAAUCCGCAAGAUCGAACAAACGUGGCAAAGAGCAUGAGAAGUUUUUAUUUUGGUGAUAAGAGGUUGAGCGAAGAGACAAUGCAGCAAUUCGCUGAGAUGAAGGGUGACCUCUGGUUCGUGUACCCUACGCUCAGAGCAGCGAAGAAACUGUCCACAACUCCAGGCGCAAAGCCCGUUUACCUGUACGUGUUCGACGUUGAUGGACGACUGAACGUGUACAAGACGCUGUUGCGCUUGCAGCAGUAUGAAGGUGCUUGUCACGGAGACGAACUGAUGUACUUGUUCAGAUCAUCGAAGCGGCCCAUAGAUGUUGAAGCUGGAUCCGUGGAAGCGAAGACAAUUAACAGAAUGACGCGACUCUGGACAAAUUUUGCUAAAACUGGGUACCCAACACCGACCUCCACAGACGAAGGGCUGGCCGCCACGUGGCCGGCGUUUACCGAGGGCGCUCCCAACUACUUGCACAUCGCCAACUGUGGCCUCACCGUCGAGCAGAGUCCGUUCAAGAGCAGAAUGGAUUUUUUGGAGAGUAUCUACAAAUAAAUUUGCACUCUGUACUUGACCACUACUUACUGGCAACAUUAAUACGAAAUUUCUACUGACAGCUAUAACUGAAAUCAUCCCAAGCUCACGUUGUAUUUGAGGAGUUGCAUACAAUAACAGCGAACGUAGAUUUAUGUUUUCUGAAGAAACAAAAGUGUCAACUCAUUAUCUGAAAAAGCUCAUCAAUAAAUAGUAAAAUAAGGUAAAA